Messenger RNA from Penicillium diatomitis, 3894 nucleotides. RefSeq lists its product as uncharacterized. Lineage: Eukaryota; Fungi; Ascomycota; Eurotiomycetes; Eurotiales; Aspergillaceae. The coding region runs from base 1 to 3894 and encodes 1297 amino acids. The record is from RefSeq and is a predicted model, not a curated record. The transcript has 2 exons.
AUGAAUCCCGAUUAUUCCGGCUGGUCGUCAUCUGCUACGACGAGCAACUAUCCAUCGCCUGGUCGUCGAGAGCAUGCAGCGCAGCCGCUGUCGCUCAUGACUGCGUUGAAUGCUGCGCAAUUUCAACACGCAUCAACUCCUCUGUCGUCCACGUCUCUCUCGAGUCCAUUUACGCACGGCGUAUCCCCAGCUGUUGCAUCGCCGCACAACGCCAGGUCGGCGUCGUCUUCCUCCAUGGCGGCGAGGCAGUUCAGUAUGCCAUACAACCCGCAAGACUGGGGCCCUGUCGGCGGACACAGCUCCCAACCAGGGUAUGCGCAGCAACCUACCUUGCAUCAUGCCGCACAGCAGCAGCGAGUUCAGACGGAAUCAUCAUUAUCCCCACCACCACCGCCCUAUUCACCUCCUCACAACCAUAGCUCCGGACACGGAGAGUCCUAUGCUCAUGCCAGCCCAAGUGCUCCGGCAGUAUCUCACGCGACCGUAACGCCCCCGCAUCAGUCACACGCGACGGCGGGAUAUGAUCAUGCUGCGGAUUUCAAUCAACGGCCCGCUCCUCGCCCACGCCCAAUAUCGAUGGUCUAUGGCAACGAUGUAGAUAUUCACCGACAGUCGCUGCCUCCUCCACCACCUCCUCCAGGAUCAAGAUCUAUGUCUCAGUCUCGAAUCAGCACAUAUCAGGGUUCUCCAUACAACGCACCAUCUAGCUCGCAACCUCGAGCGAUAUCAGUCUCAUAUGAGCAAACUCACUCAUCGCCUGCGCCACAAAACCAUGGGCUAGGGUUGACUCCAGCUCAGUUAGAGUCGCCAUCGAGGCCUCCAGCAUCCCGGCGGGCGGCCUCUGCAGGUGCUGUUGUUAGCAACACAAGCUACCCAAGACCGCCAAAUCUUUCCAGGGGCACCUCACCGGCAAGUAGCUGGGGACCUGGCAUGCCGCUGCCACCACCACCUCCGGGUCCACCCCCGGUUGCGGGCUCAGCCAGUGUUAGCGGAUCGUCAGAAUCGUCCUCGGCUCGAACGGUACAGGGUGCCGGCCGAAAUCGUGCGCGACCACCGCCAUUGAUGGGCACCGGGCUGGGUAGCAUUCCGCCGACACCAGCAGAUUGGGUUGACGAAGAGUAUAUGAAUCACCGGCCCACCAGCGAUCGAGAACCGCUUCAUAUUGAUACCGUGAAGGCGAUGAAGGCAGCGGAUACGGGUGAUCUAUUGGACUCGAAUGGGCAAAUCCAACAGUCUCAACGAACCCCUGGAAGUGGCGGCAGCGGUCUCUUCCGCAGCGCAGCAAUUCGUGAUCCCAGUGCAAAAGGCAUUCGUGAGAGGAGGAUUGAGCGACGCAAUCGUCAGAGUCAGCACUUUGAAGACAUGAGUGCGGUGUCGGCCACGAGUCCGACCCCCUGGGCAGAUGCGCUGGAUCAACUUGUGCCGUCAAACUUGGUGCUUCCCGAGGCAAAAAACCAGCCCGAACAUUCACGCCAGCCAUCUACUUCCAGGUUCACACCGCGGAGUACAAGGAGCAUAGGUUCAGAUAGCCAGCCUGCACCUUCGAGGUCAAGGGCGUCAUCUGGUGGUCUAUUCUCCGAUAGGUCUUCCUCAUACUCGUCGCCCAAACCAGACUCAGGCACCGCUGGCCAGGCCACCAGCUUUGCUCCAACGCCGCCGUUCUCUCCUGGGGGAGGUCCAUCUUCUCGUAACAGUCAAAGAGAAGCUCAACUUGUACCACCCAAGGCGCUUCCCACACCACCCCUCAAUUCUGGCAAAGAGCCACAGUCACGCUCUCGUGCAGCAUCCAGGGGCCCAGAGGAUCGUCCGAUUUCCCAUCUACUACAUCUUCCGAAUGACCGGAUCCCCGGAAUUGCACCACUCUCACCGAAUCGAUUUUCUGUCCAGCAGGAAGCCCCAGGGGCCUCCCCUGAGUCGAUCAUCAAACAAGACGCAGAAUUUGUCCAAAGUACAAUUCAGAGACAUCUCAAAUUCAUCGAGGAAGAAGCCGCCGCAGUGGAUGAGGCUGAUGCUUUGAGAAUAUUCAAUAAUUUUAUCAUUGCCGAAUCUCAAAUUCGCCGACAACGGUAUGCUGCAGUGUUUGACGCUGCCUCUGCGCAGGUUACAGAAGUCCGUUCCAAGCUUUUUGAGAUGCCAACUGCGACCAUUCAGCCCGAUGCACUAUCAACGAAGCCAGCAAAGCCGACACCCACGUUAGAAAUACCCUCAAAUAGACCGAUCCGUCCUGAAUCGGCUUGGUGGAAUAACUAUCAGCCUUGUUUGUCACCAAUUGCCAGUCUCGGCAUGAGCAACGAUGAAAUGAGCUCCCGUGGCAGGGCCCCUAGUCGAUGGUGGGAAUCAAAAACUGGUUCCAGCAGCGACGGCGUUGCGCGAAGAAUACAGCGAUCUAAGCGAGAGUCCAAAUAUAUGGGCCUAGCAAAGGACAGCCUGCAAUGGGACCAGGAGCGGACACCUUCGAGACUUGACGAUACCGAGGCCAAUUACUCAGGGCAGCAGGUGCCAUAUGGCCCUGACGAGUACCCACCCGAGAAGUCCGGCUGGUCCGACGAGACUGGUGGCUUUCCGGGGCCUGGCAGGAAUGAGCGAGCUCAGUAUACGACAAGCUACAAGUUAGAUAUAUCUCGAUUGGUCACUCUUCCACCUCCGUAUCCACGCCACUAUCCCGCAGUCAACAACAGCCACCCCGAUCUCGUCUCAUACCGGACGAUCGUCCGCUCCAUCACCGAUUUGACUGAGAUCAAGGCCACUCGAGAGCGGUAUACCUCGGAUGUUGAGAGAAUGAUCCAAGAACACCAGAGUCAGGUGGCGGAAGGGCGUUCUCAGUUCAAGGCCAAUAUUCAAAACCAAAUCCAAGAGGGCAGCAUCAGCUUUGCCGAGGCAGCUGAGGCGGAAGCUGCCAUGUUGUCAGAUCAGAACCAACGGGAACGGGACUUGGCUAAGCGACAGCUCGACAUCUAUCAAGAUACCGUGCUAAAUCCUAUGAAUGGUAUCAUUACCGAUAGGAUCAGCAGAGCAACCAACUGUAUUGACGAGCUAAGUAACCGCUUGUUCGACGAUGCUCAACGUGAAACACCCGAUCAGACACAGGAGGAAGGCGAUGAGAACCCCGAGUUGCUCGAAAAGUUGACUCAACUCAAAUGGCUAUUCGAGGCGCGUGAACAGCUCCAUCGAGAGGCAUUUGAGCUUGUCAGAGCUCGUGACGAAAAGUACAAGUCGGUCGCCAUUCUGCCGUAUCAGCAAGGGAAAAAUGAAGAAAAGAUUCGAGAAACUCUAGCAUUCUUUGCAAAAGAUGCCAUGGAUCGACGCAUCCAGUACGAGACAUCAGCACUCGGUAGACUUGAAUCAUUCCUGGAUGUCAUUGAACAAAACGUCAUCCGAGGGGUAGAAAUUCAGCUCUCGGCAUUCUGGGACAUUGCGCCGUCCUUGCUAGCGCUUGUUCAACAGGUUCCCGAAAAUCUGCGUGGAUUCCAAGUCCAGAUCCCCGCUGAGGAAUACAUUGAGAACCCGAGCUAUCACAAGCAUCCUCUGCAAUACCUUUAUUCGCUGUUGUCGCAUGCCGAGAGGUCCAGCUACCAGUACAUUGAAUCCCAGACCAAUCUCUUGUGCCUUCUUCAUGAAGUGCGAUCAGCCGUGAUGCGCGCCAGUCGCAACCUCGCCGAGGCCGAGCUCAUCUGGCAAGGCAAGCCCGAGGACGCCGUUAGAGAGCAGAUGCAGCUCGCAAGGGCCGACGAGGAAGUCACGCUCACCGCGGACCUUAAGGAGAAAGUUGCAACCGUGGAGGGACAAUGGACGGAGGCUCUGGGGAGCCAGAUCCAGGGUCUACGCGAACGGGUCAAGAAUCAGCUGUUGGCUGAAGAUGCGUGGGAGGACCUGGAACAACUGGAACAAGAAUAA